Messenger RNA from Brassica napus (rape), 687 nucleotides. RefSeq lists its product as uncharacterized. NCBI's taxonomy places the organism in Eukaryota, Viridiplantae, Streptophyta, Magnoliopsida, Brassicales, Brassicaceae. Bases 1 to 687 code for a protein of 228 amino acids. The record is from RefSeq and is a predicted model, not a curated record. The transcript is spliced from 2 exons.
AUGGAUCAUGAUCAAGAAGCGGUACCAGAGGUGGAGAAAGCAGUCAUUGUGGAACAAAAUGCUGAUGAAAGACGUGGUUACGUGAUCACGCUCCAGGGUGAUGAUGAAGAAGCGGUACCAGAGGUGGAGAAACGUGUAAUCAUAGAAGAGGAUGUUGCUGGCAGGCGUUCUUACUUGAUCACACUUGAAGACAAACUGGAUCAAGAACAAGAAAAACUACUAUUGGCAUCAUGUUCUCUAGUUAAGAUUUACCCAUCCCUUGAUGAUGAUGAGUAUGCUGGCAUUGAAAGAAGCAUGGGGUGGAUGGAUUUUCAGAAGUUCUAUCACAAUUGCUUGAGUCACAAGGAAUCUGAAGAAGAAACUGAAGAGGAAACUCUCGCUAGAGCCCACCAACUAAGAAAUCUCUGGAUUGGUAAGAUGACCUCAGCCUAUGAUGUGCCAGAAGAGGAACGUGGAGAUGUACCGUUUAAACCCUACAACGUCGAUGAUCUAGAGGCGGUAAAAGAAACAUUCGGAGAAGAUCUAUAUCGUACAAUACGUAAAGCUUUCCGCGAGGUACGUGUGGCGUUCAAGACUGGGGUUGACUACAAGCCAUGGAACAGAGGAGAGGGAAGAGAAGCGACGCUAAAUGAACUCUUGGACGCGCUUCCGAAGGUAGCUCGACCGCCUACUCAUCGCCGUCGUUAA